AUGUCGCGACUCGCCGAUUCCGCCGCGACGUUCUCGUCGUCACGUGCGCCGCCUCCGCCCGUGCCCGCCGCCACAAGUCCUCCUCCGCCUGCAGCUUGUGGACCUCCUCACAAUACUACGACUACCGCUACUGCCACUGCCACUGCCAAGAAGAAGAAGCACCGCGGCCUCAUCCGCGCCGUGGGCGGCUUCUUCAAGCGCAAGUGCAGCGACGGAGACGAUCUCCUCGUGCGGCCGCCGCUCGCGAGCGACGCGUCGUCGAACCGCAUGACGCAGUGGAUCUACGGCUCCCACCGGCAGUCGAUGCCGGAGAUCCCUCUCGAGGUCAGUGACCCGCUGCUGUAUCAAGAGCGCGAGACGCUGACGUCUGUGUGUCCGCUCAUGGAAGAGAAGCCCGUGAACAGCCACAAGCGCGUCAAGCAGGACAAGAAGAAGGCAGUUGACAGGGAAGAUGACCCCCCGAACCCGUCCGAGCCAAAGGCUACUGCGUCGUUUGUCCAGGCAAAGCAGUCGCCGACGGACGUGUCGGAGCUCUUGGACGCCAUUGAGUGCAGUGGCGUCGAGUCGAAUCGGGAUCCGCUGCACGUGUCGUUCCUGAUCUUUGGCGGCAGCGAAGUCGACAGCACGUUCGAGCCCGAGCUGCGGCCAUCCGAGUUUGACAACGUGCACGGAAGUGAGAUCCGCCCCGUGCUGCAGAACAAGAUGCCGCUGUUUUUCUCGCUGCCGCUGGCCGAGCGCAUGCGCCGUAGCAGCGCCAUGUCGGACCCGAAAGAGUACGACUUGUAG
This is a messenger RNA of Hyaloperonospora brassicae, 786 nucleotides long. NCBI's taxonomy places the organism in Eukaryota, Oomycota, Peronosporomycetes, Peronosporales, Peronosporaceae. The record is from the annotation of a GenBank genome assembly.